Messenger RNA from Neoarius graeffei (lesser salmon catfish), 3944 nucleotides. RefSeq names its product chemokine (C-X-C motif) receptor 3, tandem duplicate 3 (gene cxcr3.3). NCBI's taxonomy places the organism in Eukaryota, Metazoa, Chordata, Actinopteri, Siluriformes, Ariidae. The transcript has 3 exons. The record is from RefSeq and is a predicted model, not a curated record. Gene Ontology annotation, cellular component: membrane. Gene Ontology annotation, biological process: immune response; G protein-coupled receptor signaling pathway. Gene Ontology annotation, molecular function: G protein-coupled receptor activity. The coding region runs from base 132 to 1256 and encodes 374 amino acids.
AACUGGAUUCUCCGCGGCUACAAAAACACAGAGCGCGCUGUGCAAUGACCUUGUUUCCUCUGCAGAUAUUUGAAGCGAAAAGGAACCCAAGUGAACGUAAGGCCGAGAGAGUGAGAAAAGGAAACUGAGGCAUGGCUGAUGGGUCAAAUAUGCAGCUCGAACUGCAUGGGAUAUUUGAACACAACGGCACCUUUGACUAUGACAACUAUACCGGUGAAGAGGAUUGCAUCACAGUGAGGUCCUCUGCAGCUAUAUUCGUCUCCAUCCUGUACUCUGUGACACUCGUGCUGGGGCUGAUUGGUAACAUCCUGGUGCUGGUUGUGCUGUGGCAGAAGAGGCAUAGCUGGAGCGUGACAGAUGCCUUCGUGCUUCACCUGAGUGUGGCUGACAUACUGCUUCUCCUCACCAUGCCACUCUGGGUAGUGGAUGCUGUGAUAGGGUGGAGCUUCAACACUGGAGUUUGCAAGCUGGCUGGAGCUUUGUUUAAGAUCAACUUCUACUGCGGUAUCUUCCUGUUAGCCUGCAUCAGCCUAGAUCUAUACUUUUCUAUAGUUCACACAAUGCAGCUUUGCUCACGCACAAAGUCCUGGCUGAUGCAGCUCAUCUGCCUGGCUGUUUGGUUCUUCUGUUUUCUUCUCUCCAUCCCUGACUGGAUGUACCUGAAGGUUCCAUCUGACCCCGAGAAAGAAGGUGAUAUCGAGUGUGUGCAUGAGUACCCAUCUAAAGAAUCACGUCUGGGUUCACGUUUGUCCUACCAUCUGUUAGGCUUUUUUCUUCCUGUCAUGGUGCUGCUGUAUUGUUCUGUUCUUGCCCUGAUGCAGUGCAGAUCUGAUCAGCGUGUGCAGAAACAGAGAGCCGUGCGAGUCAUUCUUGCCCUGGUGUUGGCCUUUUUCAUCAGUUGGACACCUUACAACAUUGCUCUGCUAGUGGACACUAUCAGUUCUUCACCCGACAAAGUCACAGAAAGUUGUGAAGCUCACAGGUGGACUGCAGUGAAAAGCACAGCCGUUCUCGGUUUCCUUCACUCCUGCUUCAACCCUCUGAUCUAUUUCGGCUUUUCAGAAAAAUUCAGACACUGGGUGUUAGCCAUCUUGAAGUGUGUCAGUUGUGCAGUGGGCAAUGGUGACUUUUUCCCAUGGGAUUCUCAAGAAGUUGACAAAGCUACUCCUGUCUCACAGGAGGAGAAAGGAUCACUACACCCAAUGAGUGAUAUUAAACUGACUAUUACACAGCAGCAGGAUGAUAAAAUAAUUUGAUCUCGAUAUAGAAUGAAGAGUUCUGCAACUUAAUUUUUUUUGUCCUAAUAUUUUAUCAAUUAAGAAAGUAAUGGACUUGGGUUUGGAUGUCAGAAACUGAAAUGCUGUUGUGUAAAAGAGGAUAACUUACAGCAUCACAUCAUUUGACUAACCAUUUUAGUGGGAAAGUUUUCAGUAGCCAGAUAUAUGCACGUGGGGUCUCAUUUAUCAAAGCGUGCAUAGAACAAGUUUUAAAUUCGUGUGUAAGAGCCUCCACACAUUCGUGUUUAUAAUGCGUGUGUACACACAGCUGAACCCAGUUGACGUAAAUAAAUACGUUCUAUAUUGCUCUGUUCCUGCACAGCCACACGCACUUACACAGAGACACGCCCCCAAACGACCAUAUAUGGUUACAAUGUCCCUUUGAAAUGCACAGCAGGAUGCUUGUGGUGUUGCUUGUGGCAGCAUGAAUUAAAGGUACCGUUACAGUAAGUAGACUAAAGCCUGAAUGGUUUAUUUCAUGAGUAGUUUGUCAAAGGAUGUGUUAUGGUCACGUGUGCAUUCUUUUGCCCCAGUUAUCUUUCGAAAACCUGUCAUGGCAUGAAAAUCCCCUCGGUGUUUUCCGCUGCAUUAUAUGGAAAUGUAAUGUAUUGUCGCAUGAGCGAUAUGAAUGAAAGUAAGACUGAUCAUUAUUCAACUUGGAAAUGUCAGAUCUGCUUGUUGAAAUGUCCCUGAGGCUAUGUUGGAGCCAUAUUAAAACCUUUUUAAUUUAUAAUAAUAAUAAUAGUUUGAGUAGCCCUGCGAUAACUUGGUGACUUGUCCAGGGUGUACCCCGCCUCUCGCCCAUAGUCAACUGGGAUAGGCUCCAGCUUGCCUGCGACCCUGUAGGACAGGAUAAGCAGCUACAGAUAAUGGAUGGAUGGAUGGAUAAUUUGAGUUAGAUUGAUGCAAUGUGAUGGAACUGUUUGCCUAAUGACGGUGUGUGACAUAGAUAAGGAACCUCCUUGAUUUUGUGUCACAAGGGCAACCUUUAAUUACAUAAUUGGAAUGUUUUGUUGGGAGGUUGGAGGGCAGAGAGCAAAAGUUUUCUGACCACACAUCAAAAUUUCUUGACUCUCAUAUUAGAUUUUUGUUUUAAUUUCUCUAAGAAGAGUCAACCGGAGUUUAUGGUCUACAACAAAUACGUUUCAGUUAUUUUGAAGUCCACAUCUCCAUGCAUGCUUUAUACAAAGUGUGUGAUGGCAACUCAGCACCUAACCUCAACUGGCUAGAAGGGCCAGGAUAGCAAAAAUAGACUAAAACCCUAGUGUAGAAAUCAACAAAAAAAAAAUUGCACUGGAUAAAUCACUGUCAACUAAGCAUUUCCUGCACUUUCCUCCCUGAAGACAUUCCUUCCUUCUGCAAAGCUGUGUGUGCUCAGGCAUCAGCCUAAUCAGUAUUUACACUCUCAGAAAUAGGGGUACAGUAGGUCAAGGUCUUUUUAUUUGUCAUUUCAACCAUAUACAGUUGGUACAGUACACAGUUAAAACGAAACUACGCUUCUCCAGGACCAUGCUGCUACACUAAACAUCGCAGGACUACAAAUCUACAUAUAACAACAUAAAGUGCAAGAGUGCAACAAAUGACACAAUAGACAAACAAUAAAUGGACAAUAAACGACACAAGCAACAUAAAGUGCAGAGUUGAGUGUGCAUAAUGAGGUAGUAUAUGAAAGGGAAUAAAUAAAUGUAAACCUUGUGUGUGCGAGAGACACUGUAAACAUUGUAAGGCAAUAGUGCGAUAUUGUCCACUGUGCAAAAGAUUGCAGUGUGAGUGGUGUGUUCAACAGUCCAUGAGAAUCAGUCCAGUCCCUCAGAGUUGAGGAGUCAUGAUGGUAUGAGGAAUUGAGGUAGUAUAUGAAAAUGGAAUAAAUAGAUGUAAACCUUGUAUGUGUGUGUGUGUGUGUGUGUGUGUAUAGGACUCCAUUUCUGUCCCCCAAGGUACAAUCUGCACUAAUGUAUCCCCUAGGGCUCAUUAUGUUCCCAAUCAGUAUAUAAAUGGUACAAGAGGACCAUAGGUACCUCAGAGGAUACUGCCCCAGUGACAAGCCAUUGUACCCCUAAAGGUACAAUAAUGUACUUUGUUUUCUGAGAGCGUAGAUGUACUUUUUAAUAUAGUUUUACUUUAUAUGUUGUCUAUGUCACCUGUCUGGACCGGGCACUGAUUAUUACACCUUUCUUUCUAACACUAGGUUUUACCUGCAUAUGCGUGAUCAGGAGUGUGCAUAAAUAUACACAUAUCCUCAGGCACAAGAAAAACUUGAUAAAUCACAUUCAGUACAUAGAAGGACACGUAAGCACAGAGUAUGCACAAAACUAUCCGGUUGAUAAAUGAGACCCCCGAUGUGUCUAGAUGUAAGAAAUUAUAAGCUUUAAAAGUUUGUUGAUUUUUAGAAUUAAAUGCGAAAUUUUCGAGUUGUUCUGUAGCAGAUUUACACUGUCCCAGUAUGUUUUGUAUGUCUGUUUUGCUCUUUGUUAGCUAGAAAAGGAUAUCAAAGGGUACAUUUAACAAAGCAAGGCAACUAAAUAUUCGUGUUUGUUUGUUUUUUGUUUUUCUUCAGAGAUAAUCCAAUUAUUUUUCACUUUUUAUUUCCAUGUUAUGCCUCUUUCAACAGUAUGGAGCAUAAUGAGAGUCUAUAAUGUGCAUAGCAUUGCCAUAUAUGUGUGUAUG